This is a messenger RNA of Naegleria fowleri, 630 nucleotides long. RefSeq lists its product as uncharacterized. The coding region runs from base 1 to 630 and encodes 209 amino acids. Lineage: Eukaryota; Heterolobosea; Eutetramitea; Acrasida; Naegleriidae. The record is from RefSeq and is a predicted model, not a curated record. The transcript has a single exon.
AUGAAGGAAAUUAAUAACGAUUUUGCUAAGGAAAACCCUGACACUCUUUUAGAAGCCCAAAAUACCCUUGCUAAAAUUGUGAAGAAAUAUGGUUCUCUUAGCACAAACAAGCCCUCAUUGAUCACUGAUAAUCGUAAUGUCAGACAAUUUCAGACUUUUAUUUUCGAUUUGAAACAAUAUCUCUAUAAGCGUAAACAUGUUUCUACUAUCACCAGCCAAUUUUUGAACAAUAAUUUUAGCCUCAACAAUGUCAAGGCUAAAUUAGAGGAAGCUAAAACCUCACUCAACAAGCUUAUUGGAUCUUUAUUGGCUGACCGUAAACGGGUCUUUGUGAAUAGAAUUAACAAUCUUAAUUCUAAACAACCGUAUUCCUAUGCCUUCAGAAAAGAACUAGUCAGUUCUUCUAUAUUCAAUGUAGUCCAAAGUAACCAUAACUCGACAAUUGUAGAUCAUUUUUCAGCCAUGUUUAAUAUAGAACAAGAAGUGGCUAAAACUCUCCCGGAAAUCAAUAAAAACAAUACUGUAGCCCAAUGGAAAUUCCAUCAUAUCACUGCCAAAGAGUUGGAUAAAGUUAUUUCUAAGACAAAAAAUUCUAUGGCUGGCUAUGAUAACAUUUCGGGCCAUUGUUGA